UUAACUCGAUGCUCCGCCCCUCAGGAGCCAUCUCCCAACGUUACACGCGACGAACGCAAAUGAAACCCCGAUGGCGCGUGAUGAAACUUUGGGGGCAGGCUCGAUGA
Haemonchus placei is the source of this 107-nucleotide messenger RNA. Lineage: Eukaryota; Metazoa; Nematoda; Chromadorea; Rhabditida; Trichostrongylidae. The record is from the annotation of a GenBank genome assembly.